Messenger RNA from Ciona intestinalis (vase tunicate), 1380 nucleotides. NCBI's taxonomy places the organism in Eukaryota, Metazoa, Chordata, Ascidiacea, Phlebobranchia, Cionidae. The record is from RefSeq and is a predicted model, not a curated record.
GACGGUCGUAUAUUCACGGCUUUUUUUUAGACUCAAAUUGACCUCUGUAGGUUACCGGUACGUUAUGGAUGAUCGUAGUUCUGACUUUGUUGAAAGAAAUUCACAUACUACGUUAAACCAACUGCAAAACUGGAGCAAGCUGUACGUAAAUGAAGAUAACUUUACGGGCGACGAAGAAAAUAUACCGGAUUUACGGUUCGACGUUCGCCAUGAUCUGAAUGAUAGAAUUUACAUAUGUUAUGACGACUUAUCAAAGUUAGAGGUUGAUGCUGUUGUGCUACCAAUUAACGAUGUCAACCUACGCAAGUCGCAACUUGCCAGAGAUGUUACGUUGGGUGCUGGACCGGAAAUAAGUGCAGUUUAUGAAAGAUACAAACACAAUAAAGAUAUGAAAACCGGCUCCGUGACUUUUGAAACUGGCUUUGCAUUACCUGCACGAUUUGUUAUAAGUGUAAUGGAACCAAGAAUAUCAUUGAAAUAUCAAACUGCAGUGGAAACUGCUCUACAUGGAUGCUACGUUGGUGCUAUGCAAUGUGCUGCUGAACACAAGUUGUCUUCAGUAGCGUUUCCAUUAUUAUACGAUCCAACUGCAGAACCUUCACUCACCACGCAUAUGGGCCACAUAGCCAUACGUACUAUUCGAUGCUGUCUUCAGAAACUUUCUUGUCAUCCAAAAGCUGUGGUCCUGGUCCUCACAGAGAAACAGAUGGAUUUAUACAGUAACCUGCUAUCCACGUAUUUUCCAAGGAGUAAUACAGAAGCAUCGGAUUUUAUUUAUUGGCUUCCCCAAACAGAGUUUACAGAUUGGGGUGAAAUCGUUCGAGCAGAUCGUGCGAUACGCAUCAGGGAUUUUGCAACGGAAAAUGAAGCAACGUCAGAGAUGUCUGAGUCAUCGCACAAGGAAGACCCCGUCAUACCAUCCACAAUAACGAGCCACUCAUUCGCAAGUAUGUCCGGUGACCACGACAGCAGGAGAAAAAGGCAAAUCGAGAACAUGACGAAAGAUAAAAUGCUCAAAUCACAAGAAAGAAUUUACCACCGCCUUUUGAGAUGUGCAAGAACCGAAAAUUUAUCGGAAAUUGCUUCCACCAAGGCCUUGUACGUAUGUGGUAACGACAGAGGGGGCUCCCCUGUUGUGGUACUGGUAGCAAAAUACAUGAACGUACAGAAUAUGAACAUGGAAAAGGCGCUCCUAUAUUUUAUACACAUCCUCGACUCUGUGGUGAACGAAAGGUAUUCGCUCGUUUAUUUUCACACGGUGUCGGAAUCUAAAAAUCAUCCUUCCGUUGAGUUUAUACGACAUGUGUACCACACGUUAGACCAGCGCUACCGGGAAAAUCUCAAGUAUCUGUACAUUGUACACCCAAGCUUCAUGAGCAA